This is a messenger RNA of Odocoileus virginianus texanus, 3274 nucleotides long. The record is from RefSeq and is a predicted model, not a curated record. NCBI's taxonomy places the organism in Eukaryota, Metazoa, Chordata, Mammalia, Artiodactyla, Cervidae.
UGGCUUUUUCUCUCCUAGGAUGGUACAAAACAGAAACGAGAGCGGAAAAAGACCGUCUCGUUCAGCAGCAUGCCCACAGAGAAGAAGAUCAGCAGUGCAAGCGACUGCAUCAACUCCAUGGUGGAGGGGUCUGAGCUCAAAAAGGUCCGCUCCAACUCUAGAAUUUACCACAGGUAUUUCUUGCUGGACGCCGACAUGCAGAGCCUGAGGUGGGAACCAUCCAAGAAGGAUUCCGAGAAAGCCAAGAUUGAUAUUAAGUCCAUCAAGGAAGUGAGGACGGGGAAAAAUACAGACAUAUUCCGCAGCAAUGGCGUUUCUGACCAGAUAUCCGAAGACUGUGCGUUUUCCGUCAUCUACGGAGAGAAUUAUGAGUCACUCGAUCUGGUUGCCAACUCUGCAGACGUUGCAAACAUCUGGGUCACGGGACUGCGGUACCUAAUUUCUUAUGGAAAACAUACCCUUAACAUGUUAGAAAGUAGUCAGGACAACAUGAGGACUUCCUGGGUUUCACAGAUGUUCAGUGAAACUGAUGUAGAUAACCUGGGACAUAUAACUCUGUGCAGUGCCGUGCAGUGUAUCAGGAAUCUCAAUCCUGGCUUAAAAACAAGCAAAAUUGAGCUGAAGUUCAAAGAACUGCAUAAAUCCAAGGACAAAACUGGUACUGAUGUCACAAAGGAGGAGUUUGUUGAGGUUUUCCACGAGCUUUGUACUAGACCUGAAAUUUAUUUCCUUUUAGUUCAGUUCUCAAGCAAUAAAGAAUUCCUUGAUACCAAGGACCUGAUGAUGUUUCUGGAGGCAGAGCAGGGCGUGGCGCACAUAAACGAGGAGAUAAGCCUUGAGAUUAUCCACAAAUACGAGCCAUCCAGAGAGGGUCAGGAGAAGGGCUGGCUUUCCAUAGAUGGGUUCACUAACUACCUUAUGUCACCCGACUGUUACAUAUUUGACCCAGAGCAUAAGAAGGUCUGUCAGGACAUGAAGCAGCCUCUGUCUCAUUACUUUAUAAAUUCAUCUCACAACACAUACUUGAUUGAGGAUCAGUUCCGAGGCCCCUCUGAUAUCACAGGGUACAUCCGAGCUCUUAAAAUGGGUUGCCGGAGCGUGGAAUUGGACGUCUGGGACGGGCCGGAUAAUGAGCCUGUGAUUUACACAGGCCACACCAUGACGUCUCAGAUCGUCUUCCGCAGCGUCAUCGACAUCAUCAACAAGUAUGCCUUCUUCGCUUCCGAGUACCCGCUCAUCCUGUGUUUGGAAAAUCACUGUUCCAUCAAACAGCAGAAGGUCAUGGUGCAGCACAUGAAGAAGAUUUUAGGAGACAAGCUGUACACAACGUCACCCAACGUCGAGGAAUCUUACCUGCCAUCCCCAGACGUCCUGAAAGGGAAGAUCCUCGUCAAAGCGAAGAAGCUGUCCUCCAACUGCUCCGGGGUCGAGGGUGAUGUCACCGACGAGGACGAGGGGGCGGAGAUGUCCCAGAGGGUGGGCAAGGAGAACACAGAGCCGUCCAACCACGUGCCUGCCAAGCGCUUCCAGCUCUGCAAAGAGCUGUCGGAGCUGGUGAGCAUCUGCAAGUCCGUGCAGUUCAAGGAGUUCCAGGUGUCCUUCCAGGCUCAGAAGUACUGGGAGGUCUGCUCCUUCAACGAAGUGCUGGCCAGCAAGUAUGCCAAUGAGAACCCCGGGGACUUCGUCAAUUACAACAAGCGCUUUCUGGCCCGGGUCUUCCCCAGUCCGAUGAGGAUUGACUCCAGCAACAUGAACCCGCAGGAUUUUUGGAAGUGCGGCUGUCAGAUCGUGGCCAUGAACUUCCAGACUCCGGGGCUGAUGAUGGACCUGAACGUGGGCUGGUUCCGGCAGAACGGGAACUGCGGCUACGUGCUGCGGCCGGCCAUCAUGCGGGAGGAGGUCUCCUUCUUCAGCGCCAACACCAAGGACUCGGUGCCGGGGGUCUCCCCACAGCUGCUCCACAUCAAGGUCAUCAGCGGGCAGAACUUCCCCAAGCCCAAAGGCUCGGGCGCCAAGGGCGACGUGGUGGACCCGUACGUGUACGUGGAGAUCCACGGCAUCCCGGCUGACUGCGCGGAGCAGAGGACAAGGACCGUGCACCAGAACGGGGACGCGCCCAUCUUCGACGAGAGCUUCGAGUUCCAGGUCAACCUGCCCGAGCUGGCCAUGGUGCGCUUCGUGGUCUUGGACGACGACUACAUCGGCGACGAGUUCAUCGGCCAGUACACCAUCCCCUUCGAGUGCCUGCAGACGGGCUACCGCCACGUGCCGCUGCAGUCGCUGACCGGGGAGAUCUUGGCGCACGCCUCCCUGUUCGUGCACGUGGCCAUCACCAACCGGAGAGGGGGCGGCAAGCCUCACAAGAGGGGCCUCUCGGUGCGGAAGGGGAAGAAGUCCAGGGAGUACGCGUCCCUGAGGACGCUGUGGAUCAAAACUGUGGACGAGGUCUUCAAGAACGCCCAGCCCCCGAUCCGGGACGCCACGGACCUCAGGGAGAACAUGCAGAACGCAGUGGUGUCCUUCAAGGAGCUGUGUGGCCUCUCGUCCGUGGCCAACCUCAUGCAGUGCAUGCUGGCGGUGUCUCCCCGCUUCCUGGGACCUGAUAACACGCCCCUGGUGGUCCUGAACCUCAGCGAGCAGUACCCCACCAUGGAGUUGCAGGGGAUCGUGCCCGAGGUGCUGAAGAAGAUCGUGACGACUUACGACAUGAUGAUCCAGUCCCUCAAGGCAGUGAUCGAGAACGCAGACGCCGUGUAUGAAAAGAUUGUACACUGCCAGAAGGCAGCUAUGGAGUUCCACGAGCACCUGCACAGCAUCGGCACCAAGGAAGGCCUGAAGGAACGCAAACUGCAAAAGGCGGUGGAGAGCUUUACCUGGAACAUCACCAUCCUAAAGGGACAAGCCGACCUCUUGAAAUACGCCAAGAACGAGACCGUGGAGAACCUGAAACAGAUCCACUAUGCGGCCGUCUCCUGUGGACUCAACAAACCGGGCACAGAAAACGCCGACGUCCAGAAGCCGCGGCGGAGCCUCGAGGUCAUACCCGAGAAGGCAAACGAUGAGACUGGGGAAUGAGGGGACUUUCUGGAGAGGAGCACAGAGUCUGCAACUCGAGGACCAACUGUCAGCCUGAUGGGACAUUUGCUUUGCACUCACUAAUGAAAAUAAUAUUGGGGAUUUUAAAGCACAACUGGAAUAGCUAAUUGCAGUCUUAAAACUGUGAAUGUAUGUAGCAACCCUGCUUAUGGAGGCAAAUAAACUCUUUAACAAGAAA